This is a messenger RNA of Moneuplotes crassus, 1739 nucleotides long. NCBI's taxonomy places the organism in Eukaryota, Ciliophora, Spirotrichea, Euplotida, Euplotidae. The record is from the annotation of a GenBank genome assembly.
AUUUUACCUUCAUAGAUGGAUAAAUUAUCAAAAACAUCCUCAGACUUCAUGUUUAUGAACAGGAAGCAAGUGAAUUCUUCCUUACUUAGCCAAGCCUUACCAAAGGUGCCUCAGAAGAGAAGAGGGAGGAAUCCUACUUUAGAUCCUUACUCAAAUACUUCUUUAAAAAUCACCUCUAAAUCAGAGCCAAGAUAUAGCUCCUCAAAGGAGGAUUCAAGUGUUGCUUGUAAGGCUCUUUGCAAAGGUCAACUUUGAAACCAUCAUAUCCAAAACCCCUUAUACAACUAAUGACUCUACAAUGCUUCAUAUAAAGACCUUAUCCUACUGUUUCAGGGACAAACAUUUGAAACAGCCGAAAAUAAAUGUUUUUACUGAUACAAAAGCUGACUUUUGGCAAAGAGAUAUCAUUCCUAGCAGGGCAAGCCAAUUAGGAGGUAAAAAUGGCCUACAUGGAAGGCAUAUAGCUGGUACUCAUGGAUAUUAUCAAGCUCUUUCUACCAUAGAGUUAUGUUCACAAGACAAGAAGCCUCUGAAACAGGAAUGGACAGAGCACGACUGAUAUAACUUCAGAGUCUCUAAGAAGAAGCGGAUCAAAACCACUGGAGGAAGCAUGCUUCUUGAAAAUAGGAAGAUCAGUGGCAAAUAAUAGCAGGAAGAGGAUUAUUUUCGAUAAGACAUUUUCAUCUAACAAUGACCCCGUUGAGAUAAACUCUGAUACUGGAACAGAUUAUAACCGCUCAGAGACAGAGUAUAAAAGACCGGAGUCUAACAUCUCUCACAGAAGCAUCUUUGAGUUUGGCCGUAUUAAUUCAAGUGAUACUGAAGACCAUUCUAAUAAUUAUCUUAAAAUAGCUAAGGUAGAUGAAUCAUCUGAGAUAUCAGCAUUGAGGCCUAAGCUGACACCUAGUUGUCUCCAGAAUAACUCAGAAGCUUUACAGAUUACAGAGAAUUGCCCUCAGAAAGACACUAUUAUGCCAUCUGUGAAUCCUUCAAAGGUAAACAAAAUUAACCCUAAAAUGGAACCUCAAAAGAAGCCAAAGCCUGAUGAACCCCUUACUCGGAGUUGGCAACCAAGAGGUGGCAGCUAUGAGUGUGUCAAGACUCAAAAUAUGCUAAAGAGCCUGUUCAAGCCGAAAUAAAAAGAAAAUAAGCAGCAAGAUGGUUAAAGGAAUGAUGAAAAAGACUGAUUUUAAAAAGUCUAAGUCAAUCAAAGAUAUCAGGCUUCGAAAGAAGAGUAUUUUAAAAAAUGGUCUUUUGAAGUCUGCCACAAAGCAAGCUAAGGUAAACCCAAAGGUGACUAAUAAGGUUAUACCGAAAUAUCUUCGCAUAUUUCGACUUAAAGAGCAGAAUAAAAAUGAUGAAAAGAAGGAUUCUGGUUGACAGACAAACUUUAGAAGUAUUCUUAACCGAAAGCAUGUCUCUCGGAAACUUGAUACUUUCUCUCCACAAGAGUACAUAAAUAAAGCUUAUAUUGAUUUCCAAGACCGGUUUAAUAAGACUCUUGAUAUUCCUGACUAUGCAGACCCUUCUAAGAAAUGAAUAAUUGUGAAUAUAACUAACCCUGACGACAUUGACCAACCAGAAUUAGCAAAGAGAGGCACUGAAACUGACUUCGGCUCACCUGCUAAGAAACAAGAUGUGAAAGACCAGCUUUUUGAUAAGAACUGCUUUAAGUUCAACUCGAUCUUUAUAAAAGACCUUGAUGAGAACCCAUAAUUUUUGCUAUUCAAUGAUUUUGA